CGCCGAGAUUGGCUAAGCGUACUCGUAUGCAACGACCUUGAGGUACCCCAGUGUCCCGUGGUCCGCGCGUCGAUAUUGAAGAUCUAAGAUAGAGAUAGAGCCAGGCCGAUCGAUCACUUAGACUCGCUCUAUUUUGUCUACAUUUGUGCACAAUUGUUUAAUUCCUCGAGCCUGUGCCAUAUAUUUGUUUUUGAGAAGGCAGGCAUAUAGCCCGAAGUUUCAUACCUGACCUUUUAUAAAGACAACAGCCCACUGAGGCAAUCGUGCUGCUAGCUGUGGGAGGCUUCUUGCAGAUUCUCUACGGUCCAUAUCCUGGCCCUUGUUUGAACCGACUGCCAGUGUUUCCUUUUAGCAGGAAGGGGCAAUGGCGCCCAUGAGGCCAAGGCCCAGCCUCUCCAAGGAGCGGUUCCCCGCGGUUUUCAGUAACCUUAAAACCCAAACCUACCAUGACCCGUCUGCUCGUGGUGUUGGGUCACACGCGAUACGAUGUUUAGACUGGAACCCCCUGGGAACACUCAUUGCUUCCGGUUCAGCAGACCGUACCCUUAGAGUCUGGAACCCCGACAGGCCAAAUGUCCGCUAUUCAACCGAGCUGAAAGGACACGAUGCCAGCAUCGAGAAAGUAGCAUUCAACCCAGUCAAAGAUGCCGAGCUAUGUAGUUUGAGCGCAGAUGGAGUCUUAAAGCUGUGGGAUGUGCGAACGAAAACCUGUAUCAAUGAGCUCAAACAACUUGGAUCGGCUGUUUCGCUGGUGUGGCAUCCGGACGGCGAGGGCAUUAUUGUAGGCAAUAAGACGGAUACCCUCUUCUUCAUAGACCCGACACAGUUCAAAGUGGUGGCUGAGCGUGCACAAGACGUGCAAACAAACGAGAUCGCCUUCUGCUGGAGUGGAAAGAGGAUAUUUGUUUCAACGGGAGAGGGCCGUGUUAAAAUACUGAGCUAUCCCGACCUUCAACCCGUCUUUCAGUGCGGAUGGGAAGAUAAGCCCCUCACAUUAAACGGCCACACAUCCUCGUGCCUAUCGCUGGCAUUACAACCAACAGCUCGCUUUCUAGCGAGCGGCGGGUCAGAUUCAAUCAUAUCACUCUGGGACACAAAAGACUGGCUUUGCCAGAGGACGCUGAUUGACAUGACUGGACCAGUCCGAAACAUCAGCUUUUCAUGGGACGGGAUGUAUGUGGUUGGAGGCAGCGACGAAGGAAACGGCUUGGAAAUAUCUCACGUAGAGACGGGGGAAUCUGUUCACAGCGUGAAAUCGCAGGCGCCGAGCCCGGUGGUGGCAUGGCAUCCGACGAAAUAUCAACUCGCAUAUACGGAUUUUGGAGGCUUGAAGAUCAUUGGCAUCGAUUCGGAUAAGAAGCAUAACAACUGAGACCAGCAAUUUGGGGUAUCUGUUGAUAGUAAGAUACCUUAAUUUAAGGAGUGUUCUGUAGAAAUACCUGCUGUUUACUACUACAACCACGAGUUUCUACAUCAUUACUGUAUGGCCAUAUGGUUCUUAGGAAUCAGUUUCUAGAGUAAAUAGCGAUC
Molecule: messenger RNA, 1530 nt
Organism: Pseudogymnoascus destructans
Lineage: Eukaryota; Fungi; Ascomycota; Leotiomycetes; Thelebolales; Thelebolaceae
Exons: 4
Coding region: 365-1372 (335 amino acids)
Biological process (GO): mRNA export from nucleus
Cellular component (GO): THO complex part of transcription export complex
Molecular function (GO): protein binding
Source: RefSeq, a predicted model, not a curated record